AUGCAGCGCUCCCCACUUACGGGCUGUACGGCUUGCCGUCAAUCGUUCGUUGACACCGUCACCUCUCUGGUGGCGGGCAUCUCGGUCUCCAGAAGGACAGGUCAAGCAGCGGCGGCGACGACAACGGGAACAAAACGGAUACAGCAGCGUGGAUUGAUGGUAACAUCAACUCCUUUACGCAAGCCUCUCCACCGCGUACAAUUCAUCUCUCCGUCGACUACAACAAGAUCGUUCAGUUGCCUACCAGGAGCAAGUCUCCGUCAACAACAGCAACUUCCUUUAUCGUCUUCUGCGGAGAGUGAGCGGCCGCAAUCGGACAGUAUUUCGGAUCCCGACUCUUCGUCUUCAAAACCAUGGUAUCUCCAAGUCGAAGAACCGACCCCCCCAGCCCCCAUCUCGCCACUCCUCGCACUCCAAGAAAUCCCCCCCCUGCCCGCCGACCCGCCGGCCAUCCUACAACCUAUUCUCGAACAUCUAUCUGUCCAAAUCGGCCUGGACAAUCUAGUCCUACUAGACCUACGCCACUUGGACCCCCCGCCGGCCCUGGGUGCCAAUUUGAUCAUGGUGAUCGGAACAGCCCGCAGCGUCAAACACCUCAAUGUCUCGGCCGACCGGUUCUGCCGCUGGGUGCGGAAAGAAUAUAAACUGCGUCCAUACGCUGAUGGCUUACUGGGUCGCAAUGAGCUCAAGCUCAAGUUGCGCCGUAAAGCGAGAAAAAUGAAACUCGCCCAGAGCGUCGGGAAUACCAUGGCCAUGCGCGAUGGUGAUGAUGGCAUCACUACCGGUUGGAUCUGUGUCAAUAUGGGUGCGGUGGACGAUGCUGUUUUGCCGGAUGGGCUUGUUGAUACCUUGACGGUUGAAGCUGGAUCUGGAGCUGAAGCUGGUGUCUUCCUGGACAAGGAGGCGGUGGAAGUGGAAGCGGAAGUGGAUGUGGAUGAGGAAGAAGACGAAUAUCAAAAUCCCCCGGAUGCUGAAUACGUCGGGUUCGGCAGUCGGCCGAAUUCGCCAAGGAUUGUCGUGCAGAUGUUCACAGAGGAGAAGAGAGUCGAAAUGGACCUCGAGGGUCUUUGGAGCGUUCGUAAUACCAGGCGAGCACAUCGUGAGGAGAAGGCAAUGGCUGAGGUUGGGUUGGACACUAAUAAUUGA
This is a messenger RNA of Exophiala dermatitidis NIH/UT8656, 1146 nucleotides long. RefSeq lists its product as uncharacterized. The record is from RefSeq and is a predicted model, not a curated record. NCBI's taxonomy places the organism in Eukaryota, Fungi, Ascomycota, Eurotiomycetes, Chaetothyriales, Herpotrichiellaceae. The transcript has a single exon. Bases 1 to 1146 code for a protein of 381 amino acids. Gene Ontology annotation, cellular component: mitochondrion. Gene Ontology annotation, biological process: mitochondrial proton-transporting ATP synthase complex assembly; mRNA stabilization; mitochondrial gene expression.